GGAGUUUGGGGUGGAGUUGUUCGCAGAACGAGAGCGAUGAUGGAACUGAAUCGACAGAGUAUGCCGCCUGGGCAAGCCCCCGACGGCAGCACCGGCCCGAUGGGACCCGACCAACUGUACCACCUCGUCCUGGAGCUGUCUGUUCCGGAACAGCGCGAAGGAGCACUGUUGGAACUGAGCAAGAAGCGCGAAGAGUUCCCUGAGUUGGCGCCGAUCCUUUGGCAUUCGUUCGGGACCGUUGCAGCUUUGCUUCAAGAGAUCAUUUCGAUUUACCCGCUCUUGUCGCCGCCCCAGCUAACUGCACAUGCGUCGAACAGGGUGUGCAAUGCGCUGGCACUACUCCAGUGCGUUGCGUCGCACGCCGAGACGCGGACUCAUUUCCUGAAUGCCCACAUCCCGCUCUACUUGUACCCGUUCCUGAAUACCGUGAGCAAGAACCGACCGUUCGAGUACUUGCGACUGACGUCAUUGGGGGUCAUCGGCGCGUUGGUCAAGAUCGACGACACGGACGUUAUCAACUUCUUGCUUCAAACCGAGAUCAUUCCACUGUGCCUGCGCAUCAUGGAAGCGGGCAGCGAGCUGUCCAAGACGGUCGCAACGUUCAUUGUGCAAAAGAUUCUCCUCGACGAAAUGGGCUUGACGUACAUUUGCCACACCCCCGAGCGCUUUUACGCGGUCGGUUCCGUGUUGUCCAAGAUGGUCACGAUGCUGGUCGAAGCCCCGUCAACAAGAUUGCUCAAGCACAUCAUCCGAUGCUACCUCCGACUCUCGGACAACGCGCGUGCCAAGGACGCGUUGCGCCAGUGCCUUCCCGAAGUCUUGCAAAACCAAACUUUUGACGAUGUGCUCAAGGAAGACCUGACGACUAGUCGAUGGCUGUCCCAGCUGCUCUACAACCUCCACGACACGAGCAACACGAGUGGCAGCAUCGGCAUGAACCUGACCGGUCCAUCGUCGGCGAGGUCGGAAGGCAGAUAGACCGAAGAAAGCACAACACGUACGAUUGUCCAUCCACACGAUAGUCUGUCAGCUCGCGACGGGCGAGGCAGCUCUGCCGCGGUGCCGCAUGCAUAACUCGUUCCAACUGGCCUUUCUACCUACAGACCGCUGUGCUCGUUGAGACAUCCGCACGUUUGCUUCGACAACAUGCAGUGUGUUGGAUCUGCA
Messenger RNA from Aphanomyces invadans, 1167 nucleotides. RefSeq lists its product as hypothetical. The coding region runs from base 37 to 978 and encodes 313 amino acids. Lineage: Eukaryota; Oomycota; Saprolegniomycetes; Saprolegniales; Verrucalvaceae. The record is from RefSeq and is a predicted model, not a curated record. The transcript has 2 exons. Gene Ontology annotation, cellular component: CCR4-NOT complex; P-body; CCR4-NOT core complex. Gene Ontology annotation, biological process: negative regulation of translation; mRNA catabolic process.